Messenger RNA from Zalophus californianus (California sea lion), 2794 nucleotides. RefSeq names its product beta-1,3-N-acetylgalactosaminyltransferase 2 (gene B3GALNT2). Gene Ontology annotation, molecular function: hexosyltransferase activity. Gene Ontology annotation, cellular component: membrane. Lineage: Eukaryota; Metazoa; Chordata; Mammalia; Carnivora; Otariidae. The transcript has 13 exons. Bases 217 to 1791 code for a protein of 524 amino acids. The record is from RefSeq and is a predicted model, not a curated record.
CGCCGCCCGCCGUUGGAGGAAUCCGAGGCGAGGGACCGGGAACCGCGAGGAGUCUGGACCGCGGCGGGUGCGAGGGCAGGCGUGCCCAGAGUGGUCGCGCGUGCGUCGGCCGCCGCCCCUCGGCCUUCCUCUUCGCAGGUCCCCUCCCUCUCCGCCGGGACGCGGGAGAGCCCGGCGCGCGACGGGGGCGUGAGGUGGAGCCGGCGGGGGCGGCCAAUGCGAAACUGGCUGGUGCUGCUGUGCCCGUGUGUGCUCGGGGCCGCGCUGCACCUCUGGCUGCGGCUGCGCUCCCCGCCGCCCGCCCGCGCCUCUGGGGCCGGCCCGGCAGAUCAAUUGGCCUUAUUUCCUCAGUGGAAAUCUCGCCACUAUGAUGUGGUAGUUGGUGUGUUGUCAGCUCGCAAUAACCAUGAACUUCGAAAUGUGAUAAGAAACACCUGGCUGAAGCAUUUAAUACAACAUCCGUCAUUAAGUCAACGUGUGCUUGUGAAGUUCAUAAUAGGUGCUCAUGGUUGUGCCGUCCCAGUGGAAGACAGGGAGGAUCCUUACUCCUGCAGACUACUCAACAUCACAAAUCCGGUUUUGAACCAGGAAAUUGAGGCAUUCAGUCUUUCUGAAGACACCUCAUCAGGAAUUUCUGAGGACCGAGUUGUCAGCGUGAGCUUCCGAGUUCUCUACCCAAUCGUUAUUACCAGUCUUGGGGUGUUUUAUGAUGCCAACGAUGUGGGUUUCCAGAGGAACAUCACAGUCAAGCUUUAUCAGGCAGAACAAGAGCAAUUUCACAGCAUCUUCACCUGGAGGAGAUUCCAUCUCAAGAAACCACUUUGCUUAUGCGAGGCCCUCUUCGUGGCUCGUUUCAGCCCUCCGAGCUGUGGUGUGCAGGUGAACAAGCUGUGGUACAAGCCUGUGGAGCAGUUCAUCCUGCCUGAGAGCUUUGAAGGUACCAUCGUGUGGGAGAGCCAAGACCUCCAAGGCCUUGUGUCAAGAAAUCUCCACAAAGUGACUGUAAAUGAUGGUGGGGGCGUUCUCCGAGUCAUUACGGCUGGGGAGGGUGCCUUGCCUCACGAAUUCAUGGAAGGCGUGGAGGGGGUUGCAGGUGGUUUUAUUUACAUCAUUCAGGAAGGUGAUGCACUCUUACAAAACCUUCAUUCUCGCCCUCGAAGACUUCUUGACCACAGAAGUAAUCUUCACAGGGAAGACGCCUUACUGAGGGAGGAGAGCAGCGUCUAUGACGACAUUGUUUUUGUGGAUGUCGUCGACACUUACCGAAAUGUUCCUGCGAAGUUACUGAACUUCUACAGAUGGACUGUGGAAACAACCAGCUUUGACUUACUGCUAAAGACCGAUGACGACUGCUACAUAGACUUGGAAGCUGUGUUCAAUAGGAUUGCCCACAAGCAUCUGGACGGGCCUAAUUUUUGGUGGGGAAAUUUCAGACUGAAUUGGGCCGUGGACCGGACUGGCAAGUGGCAGGAGCUGGAGUACCCCAGCCCCGCAUACCCGGCCUUUGCCUGCGGCUCGGGGUACGUCAUCUCCAGGGACAUCGUCCACUGGCUCGCCGGCAACGCGGGCAGACUCAAGACCUACCAGGGUGAAGACGUAAGCAUGGGCAUCUGGAUGGCAGCCAUAGGACCUACUCGAUACCAGGACGGCCUGUGGCUGUGCGAGAAGACGUGUGAGCCGGGCAUGCUGUCCUCCCCGCAGAACUCGCCGCAGGAACUGACGCAGCUGUGGCAGCUGAAGGAGCAGUGCGGGGACCCUUGUCAGUGCGGGGCGGCCGCGGGCGGGCUUUAGGCGGCGGCGCUGCAGGAGCGGGCGGAAGAGCGGCAGGGCGCGCGGUGGCUGAGCCGAAGGCCCCCAGGAGCCCGCGGGCGGCGGGGGGCGCUAGACGCCGUGCUCGCCCAGGAGAGUUUACCUGUAAGCAACGUGAUCUUUCUAGAUGUUUGCACAGAAUUUCCUUUUUAAAUAGCUGAUCCUGUACAUAACAAAAAUUUUAUUUCUAUAUUGGAAGACUUUGAAAAACACCAAAUUGUUUUAUAAAACAAAAAACAUUUCUAAAACCUGAUGUAUCAUUUCUAGUUUAUAAUUCAUUACCUAUCAAUCACUUCUGGUUAAAAUUGGCCUCGUUCAGAAAUCUUAGUAACUAAGAAUGUGAAUUCCAACCUGGAUUACAGAAUGGCCCUGUAAGGCAUAACUAGGGUAAUUAAGGGCCAAAAACAAUUCACAGAACGCUGUGUGGUCACUUAUACCAAAGUGUGGGAAUGGAAAUGUCUGAAUGAAGUGGGCAACUGGAAAAGGAGCCCAUGUAAUUCUCAGUUCUGGACCGUGGUUUUAAAGUUCACUUAUUUAUUGAGUGAGCUAAUUCCAGUUUUCUUUUGCCAUUUAACAUAAAUCCUGAAGGUCACAGUCUAGUACCAUUUAAAAAAAGCUAAAAUUCUGUGGCUGUAAAUCAGAUACCUCUCAGGGUUUUAGUGACGUAGGGACGUAGCCCAGCUAAGUAGUGGGCACUUUGAAAGAAUGAAUUUUUUCUUUCCUCCUGUCAUCGCGUAACGUUCACCUAAUCUAACUGAAUUCUGAUCAGAGAUGGAAAUCUUCUACAGAAGAAUAAAUGCCCCGCUUAGGUACAACUGUAGGGAAAAGCGCAUAAUGAAUUUUUGUAAGUAAGUACUCUAAAACUGUGAUGGAGGGAAGAGACCCUAGCACACGCUGUACACAGAAGAGGUGCCUCCCUAAGUUUAAGGGGCAUUUCCCAAAAUGACUGUCCAAACCAUUCUGGAGACCCUUUAAACUAGCAGUA